Messenger RNA from Corticium candelabrum, 436 nucleotides. RefSeq names its product delta-like protein C. NCBI's taxonomy places the organism in Eukaryota, Metazoa, Porifera, Homoscleromorpha, Homosclerophorida, Plakinidae. The record is from RefSeq and is a predicted model, not a curated record. The transcript has 3 exons. The coding region runs from base 59 to 436 and encodes 125 amino acids. Gene Ontology annotation, molecular function: calcium ion binding.
GUGAAUAAGUUACAUUUGUCUCUUCCUGAAAUUUCGUAACGUUUCCGAUGCAAACAUCAUGAAGAGAUUGUCGGAGGAAAACAGCAGGAAAGGAGGCGUAACCAUACUCGUACUGACACACGCCCUCCUGACCUUGCAUCUAGUUCAAGGCUCAGGCGUUUGUAGCGAUUUCUGCAAGAAUGGCGGUACUUGCGUUGUAACGGUCAACGAGACUGGCAAUGAUGUGGCUGCAUGCCAGUGUGCGGCCUCGUUUACGGGCGUUCGAUGUCAGACGGCACUAGACGCGUGUGACGGGCUGCCGUGCGCUGACAACGCUACAUGUCACGGCAACGGGACGAGCUACACAUGUCAGUGCCCUCUAGGAUUCACAGGCACAACAUGGUGUCAGCCAGUACUGGUGUCAGUGUGCGGACGGAUUCACAGGCGACAAGUGUGA